AUGCCACCUAUCGGUAAGAUGUUAGACAACACACAUUCAGCUAUUAACAAAAUAAUUUCUGAUGAUGAGCUUCCAAGUCCUUUUGGCACUCGAGCUCCAUACUGCCUGCUGAACCAACAAGUGCCUGUCCUCAGGUUGUACCUGGAUGGGAGAAGUGACCUGAGGCCAGACUUUCGGCUUAACAGGCAAACACUGACCUACCUCAUUAACACCCUCCGUGAGGUUCGUGACCAUGGUUGGGGUCAGGAUCUUGAAAUUCUGGUCUUUAUAUUCUGGCUGGCAAGUGCAACUUCUUACUGGGUUGUUUGCAGAGCAUUUGAUAUGCCCCGUUCAACAGUCCACAUGAUUGUCCACAAAGUCUCAAAAAUGCUCCUCCGUAUCAAACGCAAAGUGAUCCACUUCCCAUCUUUAGAUGAGCUUGAGGAAAUCAGCACAGGCUUUGCAAACCUGGCUGGCAGUCCUGUCUUUAGUUCAAUUGCUGGUAGCAUUGAUGGCUGUCACAUUAGAAUCAAGCCUCCAUCUGCUGAUUCUAUGUGCUACUUAAACAGAAAGUUAUUUUAUUCCAUCCAGCUACAAGCACUCUGUGACCACCAAGGUAAAUACCUGGACAUUUUCGUUGGCUAUCCCGGAUCAGUCCAUGACUCCAGAGUGCUCAGGAAAAGCCAAAUCUACCUGAAGGCACUGUACCCACCAGACGGAUACCACAUUUUAGGAGAUGGAGGUUUCCCCUGUCUUAGCCACCCAAUCUCUCUUAUCACUCCAUAUAGAGAGCCACUACAAAAUGCAAGUCAACGGCGUUUCAACUUCCACCAUGCAAAAGCUCGGUCCAUCAUUGAGAGAUCUUUUUGCUGUUUGAAAACGCGAUGGCGAUCACUUUUCUUCAAGGCCCUUGAAGUCAAGCCAGAAUUUGCUCCAGAGGUCAUCACUUGUUGUACUAUACUGCACAACAUCUGCAUCACAAAUGGUGACAUCAUGGAACCAGAAGAAGAUAAACUGGAUGACGACGAUCAUGAUGACCUGCAAGUGAGAGAUCCGCAGAGUGGAGAGCACACCCGAGAAUGCUUGGCUGCAGCCCUUUCUGCUCCAAACGAUGACAAUCUUCCUCCAGCCCUAAGACACCAUGAUUAUUUAUAA
Messenger RNA from Onychostoma macrolepis, 1134 nucleotides. RefSeq names its product putative nuclease HARBI1. The coding region runs from base 1 to 1134 and encodes 377 amino acids. Lineage: Eukaryota; Metazoa; Chordata; Actinopteri; Cypriniformes; Cyprinidae. The transcript is spliced from 2 exons. The record is from RefSeq and is a predicted model, not a curated record.